Triticum aestivum (bread wheat) is the source of this 3554-nucleotide messenger RNA. RefSeq lists its product as uncharacterized. Lineage: Eukaryota; Viridiplantae; Streptophyta; Magnoliopsida; Poales; Poaceae. Bases 2611 to 3141 code for a protein of 176 amino acids. The transcript is spliced from 8 exons. The record is from RefSeq and is a predicted model, not a curated record.
GGCCUCCUCCCCUCACGGCCUCCUCCUUCCACCCCUCCGAUCUGGCGCCGCCCAAACCCUAACGCCCCGCCCCGGCCUCGGCUCCCACAGGAGGGAAGGAGGAAUGGCGAGGCGAGGCAAAGGCGGUGGCGUAUGGGACGCGGCACGGGCGGCGUGCCCCAGGGGGUCGGCCUCCUCCUCCCCUACGCGGGCUUCGAUCGUGGAUCUUUGGGUCAUCUGCAGGUCAAUCCCUCUUCUCCACAUACUUUUCAAUCUUCCUUUAGGGCUAGGUGUAUGCUGGUAUGACCAUGUGGUUUUUUAGGUUCGCUAUAUUCUGUUGUCGCGCGUGGUGGUGUGUAGGCUGGGAAGUGAGGGCCUUAUUUUGUUUUUUCUUGUCUUUGGUAAAAGCCAAAAGUGCUACGACUUGUUAUUGGUGGAGCAGAGAUUUAUGUAUUUUAUUAUUUGUCUGCAUCCUUGUAAGGCGUGUGAUCAUCUGUUGGUGGAGUGUUGGUGUUUUUGUUGCUUUCAGUCUAGCUAGGCUCCAAGGAAGGGCCUUUUUGGAUCUGUCUUGUUUUCUUAUUAGCUUCUUGUCCAGGGGAGCAUUGGAUCUAGGUACGUUUUUUUUAGAGAAAGACUAUAUGGGAACCCCCUACAGUAUAAUUGGUGCAACAAACCAAAAUUGCAAGUACCAUGCCUUGAACCUGGGUGGGUGGGAAGGCAUCAGCCCCUUCCCACCACUAGGCUAUGCCUUAAUCUGCUGGAUCUAGGUACGUUCUUAAUGAAACAUGCCAUUGUUGUUGUGGAGAGGUUUAGGCCUGCAAGUUUGUCGGGGUUGUAUGAUAAUGAGGAGUAUGCCAUGAGAUGCUUUACUGUUUUGGUGUGCCCUUUUUGUUUGGUGUUUCUGGAUAAAUGAAUGGACCUGCUGAGAGACUAAGGCAAAUAUAGAGGGAAUGGAGUUUUGGAUCUGUCUUGUUUUGUUGGUACCAUGUUGUCCGGGGGGCAUUGGAUCUAGCUACAUUUUUUUAAUAAAGUAUGUCUUUGUUGUUGAGGUGGGGUUCAGGCCUCACAGGUGGGUCAUACGCUAAUUAGAUGGAUUCAUAUUUUUUGGAUGAAUAGAUGGAUCUUGUGGGAGAUGAAGCCUACAGAUUUACUAUAUGGAUCAGAUGAUAGCCGAGGACUAGAAUGGAUUCAAUUGUCUUGGAGAUGUUUCUGUAAUAUGAUAGUUAGGAGAUGCUUUGCCGCUUCAGUUGUGCCCCUUUUGAUUGGUAUUUUUGGAUGAAUAAAUGGAUAUUCCGAGGGAUGAAGGCUAAAAUAUAUUCAGUUGUAUUCCUCCUGUGCUGCCUUGUUGAAUGCAAGCUGCUCCAUCUAGGAAUCUAGCAGUUUUCCCUACCUUGUUUGAAAGCUUUUUCUUCGUGUAUGUGUGUGUGCUUAUAUUAUGUCUCUAAUUAAUUAGGUGGAUGUACCAGUGUCAGUAUUGACAUGGUUGCGUCUUUCUUUAUAUUCGUUUAGAUCUUUAGUUCACCGCACAGUGCUGAUUUUUGUUGUUCCAAACUGAAGCUCUUAUGGACUGCAUAUUAUACUAGAUGAUAUGAAGGUGUCCAAACAUGUGGCAUAUCAAGAUUGUCAGGCUCUGGUGUUAGGUCCUGGCAGAUUAACUAUAUUAUUAUCUACUUCAGGUUUUUGUGCAUUUGGUUCUGGUUGUUUUGAUCUGACUAAGUGACACCUAGGUUUCAUUGAUUUCUUGGGAUUGUUCAUUAUCUUGAGCCAUGCCUGGUACUGAAUCUGAAUGUUUCCAUCUUCGGUACCAUGGCACGGCAUUGGCGGCGGCAUCUUGGUGAAGAAGAGGACGGCAGUAGCUUAGGGAGGAAGAUGACACUGGCAACUUGCAGUGUAAGAGGCUGACGAUGCCGCCGUUGAUGUUCUCCGGCAGUACCUAUUCAGAGGGCACACUGAGAAGGUUUCUUGAAGCAGCCAAUCAUUACAACAUAAGACUGCUGCUACCGGUCAUCAAUAUUUAUUCUGUAGGAUAGCACAUGGAGCAUUACAGGAUUGUAUGUACUAACCAUCAAAAACAGUACCUGGAAAAUGAAGUACUCCUCUUUAGCGUAAUGGGCCACCAGAUAAGCCAGUUCUCUGCAAUGCAUGUGGGUCAAGAUGGAGGAUAAAGGGUGCGUCCGUGAAUUAAACACCGGCGCAUAAUCGGGAAGAUACUGACGCUGGCGAAGCUGGACCUGACAAGCUAAAGCUCAAGGGACAAAAACGUCCGAAGAAAUUACCAAACCGAAGCAUAGUGAAGGAUGAACCAUGGUCUGACCGGCGCUUGUUGAUGAUCUCAACUCCAUAAUGCACGAAGAGCGGUUAUAUUGCCUUUCAGCAGGAUCAACACAGGAAGACCUACUUUAUCAUAGCGAAACUCCUGCUGGAUCCUUUGAGAUUGUCUAUGGAAGCGUGCUCCUUCGACAUCCAAACACAAAAUCAGAGGAAGAAUCAGAAGCGAACUAUGUUCCUGCAGAUACCAACUGAUACAUUACAAGUGAAUCCUAUUCAGGUUGUGGCUCAUUCAUUGCGCAUAGUGAAAUCAAAGUAGCGAGCAACCCAAAUACUGUAUCUGAGAAGUUAAAGUGGUCACUAAUGCAGACAAAUGAUGGUGCUAAAAGGGAUGAGCUUCAUUACUCGAACAAGCAUAUCUUGGAGAGCGCACAUUCAGCUUUUGUUUUGGUAGCUUUAGAGGAAAAUUACAGUAAGGAAGUUGGAGGCCUUAUCAAGUCCAACAUGUGGUCUCUGAAAAGACCUUAUGAAAGCCAGCCACAAAGCUUCAUAGAUGCAGAAGUGAGAGGAGGAGCCAUGAGAAUAGCUCCUUCGAGAUCCAGGGCUGUGGCUUCUUCUUGUCAGUUGAGAAGAAGCGUAUUUUUGCCGAAAACUGGCAAUGCCACCGGAGCAGCAGCAACAUCACUCAACCUGUUCAUGUUAGCCCCAGAUAAAUUAUCAUCCAUGCUGAACCCCGCGGACAAGGAUUCUGACCAAGACUCGCUGCUGGAGGUUGCCGCCGUCGCGGAGCUGGAUGAGGUCAUGGCGUCUUCAAGCUUUUUUAGGCUGAUGCUCCUCUGUCCACAGAAUCUCGGAGCAGCAAGGUGUGUUGCUGCUACUCCCUACACCUCUUGAUGUUACCAUUCUCCAUCCACAGCUACCAUUUGGAGAAAAAGCUAUCCAGAAAUAAGAUUCACGGGAGCCCUCGGACGCUCACAGAGCUCAGCACAAUCCGGCCGUUUUGCUUAGUGUAAUCACCCAAGUGCUUAGAUUAUUGAGUAGUGGAAAUCAUGUGGUUUUGCCUUACUUUCUUUCUCAUUUUAGAUCCUGCCUUAACCAUACGAAGUAGUUUGAUGCCUGACAAAUAGGUUGAGCCUAUAAGGUUGACUGUGAAAAAUAAACUGAGCUUAUAAGUUUGACUGCCAUGUUAUUGACUUUCUUUUGACUGCAACCAUCUCUCUCCAUUCCUAUUUCUCAAGUGGGAGUAGUGUCACUUCCAGGAAAUAGGUCUCUGUAUGCUUAAUGCAUGUACCUGGAUUCCUUUUUAU